AUGGAAAUGAAAGCCAGAAUUGAAAAGAGCGUGUCACACGCGCCCACGAACAUGCAGAACUUGCCAAACCUGCAGAGCGUGCCGAGCGAGACGACGCUGAACUCGGAGCCGUACCGGGGGAAGGAGAAGGCGAACGCGGGGAGGGGCGAGAAGGGGGCGGAGCUGUCCGACCAGUCGGACGCGUCGAACAACAAGGAGGAGUACCCCGACCAGAAGGAAGAAUUCGAGAAAAAAAUGUGUGGAAGUAUGCACGAAAAGCUGAAUCUCUACGACAAUAUUGUUAGCGAGAUAAAGGAGCUGUACAAUGGGAACAUCGUGAUGAAUAACAAAGGAGUGGACACCUUAAACAUCCGCAACGUCGCCAAGGGGUUAUUCGUCAGCAUAAAUAAAACGAUUUCGAAGAAGGUACGUGUGUUAGUGAUAGGGAACUCAUCCUCAGGGAAAAGCACAUUUAUAAACUGGUUUUUGCAGGAAAACAUUCAAAAAACGGGGUACGAAUUCGAAACAAAUCAUUUUACCCUAAUUACUAGUGGGAAUUACUACUCGGAGUUUAAUGGAGACGUGACCAUUAAAUCGUUUGACUUCCUCAAACAGAUCGCCUCCCGAAAUAGAAAUUUUAAAAAUAAUUUAUGCACAAAAAUGUAUGUAAGUAAAAAUGUAGAAACGAAAAAUAUUGAUUUUAUUGAUACCCCAGGAUUGAAAGACAUAAUGAACAAAAUCGAUUUUGAUAUUAACAGUAUUAUUUACGAUUUGUCUGAUUACGUAGAUAUCAUUUUAAUUUUUUUUGAUUCCUCUGGGAAGUCCCUAAGCAAUCGGCUACUCCUCAUUAUAAAGGAAAUUUAUGAAAAGCACAUAGAAAAAAUUUUAUUUAUUUUUUCCAAAAUUGAUGAAAUCAAACACGAACAGGAUAGGAUAAAGUUGCUGUGUCAGACGACGCAGUGCUUGGCUAGCAAAAUUAACAUACGGUAUAAUAUUGACUUGGUUCCCAUUUACAUUUAUGGGGCGAAGAAUGGGAGGUACCUUUUUGAGGGGGCCAGGAACGACGACGAUCUGUGCAUUGUCAACCGGAUGGGGGAUAUCAUCUACGAGAUUAAGAAGCUCUUUUUUAAGAAGCUCGAGAAGGACCUCUACUGCCUCGUCAGCGACUGCGACUGCAUUAUUAACAAAAUCUUGGACAUCUUGAAGACCGACGGGGAGAGGCGCGUCCACAAGUCCACCCUCAGGCGCGAGCGCAUAAAACACACAGCCAUCCAGGUGUUCACCCUCGUGGCCUUCCUCUUCUUCCUCUGCACGCAGCUCUCCGUGCACUCCUACUACAAGGACGUCCUGCUGAGCUACGUGGACGUGUCGACCAACAGCUUCUACAAAAAUUACGUCAUAAACACGGGCACCAUCCUCAACAAUUGGGAAAACUCCUACCUGAUGAUCAACCUGGCGCUGGCCUUCUUCUUCCUCCUGAGCGGCAUCAUGAAGAAGAAGUUCACCAAGAACAUAAAGACGCUGCACGUCUCCAGCAAGGAAAUACUCAGGGAACAACUCACGUUCGCCAAGUUCGCCAAGGACAGGGGGAAGUACUUGGCCAAGACCUUCUACGAGUUGAAGCAGAGCUGA
Molecule: messenger RNA, 1611 nt
Organism: Plasmodium vivax (malaria parasite P. vivax)
Lineage: Eukaryota; Apicomplexa; Aconoidasida; Haemosporida; Plasmodiidae
Exons: 6
Coding region: 1-1611 (536 amino acids)
Molecular function (GO): GTPase activity
Source: RefSeq, a predicted model, not a curated record